Molecule: messenger RNA, 618 nt
Organism: Sungouiella intermedia
Lineage: Eukaryota; Fungi; Ascomycota; Pichiomycetes; Serinales; Metschnikowiaceae
Source: the annotation of a GenBank genome assembly
AUGCCAAAUUUGGAAAAUAGGGGUUCUCCAUUAGAAUUUGAUGAUGACGAAGUCGAUGUGGAGUUUGAUGAUGCACCUCAAGAGCAAGAAAGUCAGCGCACAGAACCAAAGGAGGAGCCUAUCACCGCAGCAUCUCUUCUGGAGCUUCCUGAAUUGACUAGAAAAGAUAAAACCUUACUGGAAAUGCUCGAGCUCAUGAAGGGAGAUUUUGCUCCCAUCAUUCCUGAUGCUGUGACUGACUAUUAUUUGGCUAAGAAUGGAUUCGAGACUGCUGACGUCAGGGUGAAAAGAUUGUUAGCUCUUGCAACUCAGAAAUUCAUCUCGGACAUUGCGCAAGACGCUUACGAAUAUUCUAGAAUCAGAAGCUCUUCAACAGUCUACAAUUCGUCCAACCCACAAACCAGGGCCAAGCAACUUUUGCAAGGUCAGCAAUAUGCUAAUCAGCAAAACAGCGGAAGCAAUGGGAACUUAGACGGAGCAAGUGAUCAACAACAGCCGCUGCUGCAUGCUACUAGUGCCGGUAAUCAACAAGGAAAGAUUGUUCUUACAAUGGAAGAUUUGAGCAGUGCCCUUAGUGAAUAUGGAGUCAACACCAAAAGGCCUGAUUUCUACAGGUAG